Molecule: messenger RNA, 681 nt
Organism: Sander lucioperca (pikeperch)
Lineage: Eukaryota; Metazoa; Chordata; Actinopteri; Perciformes; Percidae
Exons: 3
Coding region: 1-681 (226 amino acids)
Biological process (GO): interleukin-15-mediated signaling pathway; positive regulation of ERK1 and ERK2 cascade; T cell activation
Cellular component (GO): membrane raft; external side of plasma membrane
Molecular function (GO): protein tyrosine kinase binding; MHC class II protein binding
Source: RefSeq, a predicted model, not a curated record
AUGGCUCAGUUCAGAUGGAUUAUAAUGUCUUCAUUUCUGAUGCUGCUGGUUCAGUUUACAGAAGCAGCUGUGACACAUUCCUCCUCCACUGUCAGAGUUGGAGAUGAAGUCACUUUGUCUUGUGGAAAUGUGACAGAUGAUCAGGAGAAGUGUAACAGUACUGACUGGGUCUUCACUCGUUCAGGAAACGGAGUAAUUCUGUUUCAACACGGGCAGAUUCAAAAAGGAGCCAAAGCUAAAUCAGACAGACUGAGUGUUACAGAGAAAUGUUCUCUGGUUAUAAAGAAGGUCACACUUGAGGAUGCUGGUGCCUACGUCUGCAUGCAGUUGAGAUCAGGACAACAUGUGGUUUUUCUGAAUGUUGUUACCAUAUCUCCAUCUUCACCAGUGACUGAAAAGAAGAACGAUGAUUCGGUCACCUUGAACUGCUCCGUGUUGUGUGGUGGAAGUUUUAAGUGUUUCCACACAGUGAAGUGGCUGUAUGAGGGUGAUGAGAAUGACUUGAAGACAACAGAGCUUAACUCUUCAGCCACUGUGACAUUUACAACAUCUCACCUUUAUCACAAGUCAGAGUAUUACAAGUUAUUGAAAUGUGCAGUGACGCAUUAUACCAAACAUGUGUACCUGUUCCCCUUCAGCCCUCCUCAGUCCCCAGGUGAGAAUAUGAUGAGCUGUUUAUAA